Molecule: messenger RNA, 1107 nt
Organism: Cebus imitator (Panamanian white-faced capuchin)
Lineage: Eukaryota; Metazoa; Chordata; Mammalia; Primates; Cebidae
Product: olfactory receptor 51L1-like
Exons: 1
Coding region: 1-960 (319 amino acids)
Biological process (GO): G protein-coupled receptor signaling pathway
Cellular component (GO): membrane
Molecular function (GO): G protein-coupled receptor activity; olfactory receptor activity
Source: RefSeq, a predicted model, not a curated record
AUGUCAACCUCAAAUUCCAGCACUACCCUGUCCUCCACAUUCUAUCUCACAGGUAUCCCUGGCUAUGAAGAAUUUCACCACUGGAUUUCCAUCCCAUUCUGUCUUCUCUACCUUGUUGGAAUAAUGGGCAAUUGCACCAUUCUGCAUAUUGUCUGGACAGACACCAGACUCCAUGAGCCCAUGUACUACUUCCUGGCCAUGCUUUCUCUUACUGACAUGGGAAUGUCCCUGCCCACAAUGAUAACACUCUUCAGGGUGUUGUGGUCCAUUUCCAAGAAGAUUCAGUUCAGUAUCUGCGUGGUACAAAUGUUUUUCAUCCACACUUUCUCCUUCACUGAAUCGUCUGUGCUCUUGGCCAUGGCCUUGGACCGGUAUGUGGCUAUCUGUCACCCUCUGCGAUAUGCAACCAUUCUUACCCCAAAACUUAUCACCAAGAUAGGAAUUGCAGCCCUACUCAGGAGUGCUAUUGCAAUGAUUCCACUUCUAGCUCGUCUGGCUUUCUUUCCCUUCUGCCACUCCCACAUCCUGUCUCAUUCCUAUUGUCUACAUCAGGACAUGAUCCGCCUUGCCUGUGCUGACACCAAGUUUAAUGUUGUAUAUGGGUUGGUCCUGGUCACUGUCCUGUGGGGCAUGGACUCGCUGGGUAUUUUAGUAUCUUAUGUUUUCAUCAUUAUCUCAGUGUUAAGAAUUGCAUCCCAUGAGGGGAGGCUUAAGGCCCUCAACACAUGUGCAUCCCAUAUCUGUGCUGUACUCAUUCUAUAUGUGCCUAUGAUAGGGCUGUCUAUUACCCAUCGUUUUGUCAAACACUCCUCCCCGCUUAUCCACAUCUUCAUGGCUCAUAUGUACUUAUUAGUUCCACCUGUGCUCAACCCAAUCAUCUAUAGCGUGAAGACCCAGCAGAUCCGUCAAGGAAUCCUCCACUUGUUUUUCCUUAAAAAGAUCAGUUCUACUGUGAAGUAGGCAUGUCCUCAAGACAAUAAUUGCAUCAGUACUAAGGAAGUAAAUUCACAGUGAUUUUUCUGCUCUAGGUAUGUUGGAAUGGGUUGUUGACUAAAGACUACUUAGAGAGCAGACGUAGAGUCAACAGGGAAUUCACAAGUGAGGUUC